Vanderwaltozyma polyspora DSM 70294 is the source of this 2700-nucleotide messenger RNA. RefSeq names its product DEAH-box RNA-dependent ATPase PRP2 (gene PRP2). Gene Ontology annotation, cellular component: intracellular anatomical structure; catalytic step 2 spliceosome. Bases 1 to 2700 code for a protein of 899 amino acids. The transcript has a single exon. The record is from RefSeq and is a predicted model, not a curated record. Lineage: Eukaryota; Fungi; Ascomycota; Saccharomycetes; Saccharomycetales; Saccharomycetaceae. Gene Ontology annotation, molecular function: RNA binding; ATP binding.
AUGGAUACACUGAGAGGUAAAGGUAAAAGAAGAGUUAGGGAAACCUAUGAGAAAGUAGUUGAUGAAACACCAGUGGUUGAACUUGAGGAUAAAGUUGAUGAAGUUGUUGGAGUUGAAAAGUCAUCUGUUGAAAAACCAUCUGUUGAAGGAGACGCUAAGAGUGGGAUAGAGGAAGACUUAAAUGAUAUUAGGUUAUUGGCAAGACAACGGUAUUUAAAUGCCAGAGAGGAACAAAAAUAUGAAAGUUUGAAAAGAGAAUUGGUAUUGUUGGAAGAAGACGUUGAGAAAUAUGGAUGGGAGAAUUUAUCCAAAAGAGAGCAAGAUGAGAUUAAUUUGAAAAAAUCAAUCAUAAGUAUUAUAGAGGAGAAAAAAAAUAUAAAUAAUAAUAAAUCAUUUACUAUACUAGAUAAUCUCCAAUCCAAUGAUGAAGGUGGAUCUUCAAGUUUAGAAUAUAAGAAAAGGUUGCUAAAUAAUAGACAGGGAGUAUAUGCUAAUGCCAAACUAAAGAAAAAUUUGGAAUGGGAAGAACAACAAUUACAAAUAGCAUUAAAGAAAAAUGAUAUUGAUGAAAUUCAUGUUGAAAAUUCUAAAGAUUAUGAAUUUGUAUUUGAUACAGAGGCUAUGAUUGACUUUACUAAUGACGGAGAUGACCUUUUAAAAGAUGAGGAAUCGGAAUAUGAAAAUGAACUUCUUGAAAAUAUAAAUAAAGAACAAGAAAGGUUGUUAGAUAUUCAACAAGGUAGAAAAUCACUACCUGUAUAUCAGUACAGAUCCCAAUUAUUGCAGGCAAUAAAGGAUCAUCAAGUGUUGAUUGUCGUGGGUGAAACAGGUUCUGGUAAAACUACUCAGUUACCACAAUAUUUGGUAGAAGAUGGCUAUACCAAAAAUGGUACUUUACAAAUUGCUGUCACCCAACCAAGAAGAGUUGCUGCUACAUCAGUAGCAGCAAGAGUCGCAGAUGAAAUGGGAGUAGUUUUGGGAAAGGAAGUUGGUUAUUCCAUUCGUUUUGAAGACAAAACAACCCCAAAUACAACAAUCUUGAAAUAUAUGACAGAUGGUAUGCUUCUGAGAGAAUUUUUGUCAGAUCCAGAACUGAAAAAUUAUUCCUGUAUUAUGAUUGACGAAGCUCAUGAACGUACUUUGGCAACUGAUAUAUUAUUAGGGUUAUUAAAGGAUAUUUUAUUACAUAGAAAGGAUCUAAAAUUAAUUAUUUCAUCUGCUACAAUGAAUGCUUCAAAGUUUUCUAAAUUUUUUUAUGAUUGUCCCAUCUUCAAUGUUCCAGGUAGAAGAUUCCCAGUAGAUAUUCAUUAUACAGUACAGCCAGAGGCAAACUACCUCCAUGCAGCGAUUACAACUAUAUUUCAAAUACAUACCACUCAACCACUGCCUGGUGAUAUAUUGGUAUUCCUAACUGGUCAAGAGGAAAUCGAAUCUACAAAGGAAAGAAUAGAGGAAAUAGCACAUAAAUUAGGUUCAAGAGUUCCAGAAAUGCUAGUUACUCCUAUUUACGCUAAUUUACCACAAGAGCAACAACAAAAGAUAUUUGAAAAGACACCAGAAGGUUGUCGUAAAAUUGUACUUGCGACAAAUAUUGCAGAAACUUCUCUUACUAUUAAUGGUAUCAAAUAUGUAGUUGACCCAGGUUUUGUUAAAGAGAAUUCAUAUGUUCCAACAACGGGGAUGACACAGCUAUUGACAGUCGCUUGUUCAAAGGCAUCUGUUGAUCAGAGGGCAGGUAGAGCAGGACGUGUUGGCCCUGGUAAAUGUUUUAGAUUAUUUACUAAAUGGUCAUAUUAUCAUGAAUUGGAAGCAACACCAAAGCCUGAAAUUAUUAGAACCAAUAUUUCUAGUAUUGUAUUACUAUUGCUAUCAUUAGGAAUCACUGAUUUAAUUAACUUCCCAUUAUUAGAUAAACCAAGUAUCCCAUCACUUUCAAAAUCAUUGGAAAUUCUAUAUGUUUUGGGAGCCUUGAAUAGUAAAGGCUCGAUAACUAGGUUAGGUAGACUAAUGUGUCAAUUUCCUUGUGAACCAGAAUUUGCCAAAGUAAUAUAUACUGCUGCAUACAAUGAGACAGCAAAUGGUGUUUUGGAACAAUGCAUUACAAUUGUAUCAAUGUUACAUGAAACGACGUCCUUGUUUGUGGGGAACUCUAGGGAUUCUUUGAAGAGUAUUGUAGGUGAGACGACUAGUGAUCAUUUACUAUAUCUGAAAAUAUAUGAUGAAUGGAAAAAUUCAAACUAUUCAAAAAUGUGGUGCAAAGAUCAUAAAGUCCAAUUUAAAACUCUAUCGAGAGUUAGAGAUAUCAGGAAUCAAUUAUGGAAGUUCUGUGAUAAAAUGGGUCUAGUUUCCAUGAAUGAAAAGGCACUAAAAGAAUUAGUGGAUCCUACCCAGAGUAUGGAAAUAAAAAUAAUCAAAUGUUUUAUCAGUGGGUUCCCUAUGAACAUUGCAAAGUUAGGUACAUCUGGGUAUAAGACAGUCUCAACAAAGAAUAGCAGUGGGUUAGAGGUCACAAUUCAUCCUUCAAGUGUCGUGUUUCAACAGCAAAAGGAAAAUGCAAAGAAGCCAUCCAAAUAUAUUUUGUACCAGCAGUUGAUGUUAACCACUAAGGAAUUUGCAAGAGUUUGUAUGCCUAUAAUCAAAGAAUCAUGGCUAUCAGAAAUGGUGCCGCAAAUAUUCAAACCAAAUAAUGAAUUUAAUUAA